CUUCCGCCGCCAUUCGGGAUUCAGGCCCAGGAAACGUACGUCACGGGGGAACUGGGCCAUUCGGCCUUAGUGUUGACGCGUCGCUUAGCAACCGGGAGGCUUACCUUUGGAAGCUUGUUGCAGCUUUUGCCGCGGUCCUUCGCUCUUCCCGCCCCUCCCCUCCCCUCAACUCCCUUCACCUAGGAGCUGCCAAACAUCUGGAUCAACCUGGGCGCUACGAGGGGUUGAAUUUCUACCAGUAUCGCGCCUUUUUACAUUUUUUUUCCCCGAACUCCUUCUCACAUCCGUAAAACCCACUGCUUCUUUUACUACACGUUUUAUGAGAACAAGACAUUUUCUAGGAAGAUGGUGGCAGAAAAAGAGACCCUGAGCUUAAACAAAUGCCCAGACAAGAUGCCGAAGAGGACCAAGCUGCUGGCACAACAGCCGCUCCCGGUGCACCAGCCUCACUCCCUGGUUUCUGAGGGCUUCACAGUCAAAGCCAUGAUGAAAAACUCAGUCGUGAGAGGCCCGCCAGUUGCAGGAGCAUUUAAAGAAAGACCAACGAAGCCCACAGCAUUUCGAAAAUUUUAUGAACGAGGAGAUUUCCCAAUUGCCCUUGAGCAUGAUUCGAAAGGAAACAAAAUCGCGUGGAAGGUGGAAAUUGAGAAGCUGGAUUACCAUCAUUAUUUGCCUCUGUUUUUUGAGGGGCUCUGUGAAAUGACAUUUCCCUAUGAGUUUUUUGCCCGGCAAGGAAUCCACGACAUGCUGGAACACGGGGGGAACAAGAUUCUUCCUGUCAUUCCACAGCUCAUUAUCCCGAUAAAAAAUGCCUUGAAUCUUCGAAAUCGACAGGUCAUUUGCGUCACCCUCAAAGUCCUCCAACAUCUGGCUGUGUCAGCUGAGAUGGUGGGUGAAGCUUUGGUGCCCUAUUACCGUCAAAUCCUCCCCAUCCUGAACAUCUUUAAGAAUAUGAAUGAUAUUCUCCACUACCCCCGCGACAAUCUGCUCUGUGCUGGAAGCUUGCAGUGGAAACCAGGAGUGGGGUGAUUUCCCUUCCAUUUCUCUGCGGGUGCGUCAUCAUCCUCCACAUCUUGUCUCCAGAGGUCCUGUCCCUUAGCUUGCCAGGCUGGGGCAGCCGACGACGGUGAGGAGAGGGGCAGCUCUUCAACCUGACGCUCCCCUGAGGUGGCAUCACACCCACUCCCUGGGCCAGGUGCCGGUUAAGGCAGAUUCUGUCCUGGGGAACAUGGCUGGCAGGUCCUCAGUGAUCCUUGCCCUGGGGCAGUCGCUCUCCAUCCAGAAUGUUCUCCGCCCUCAGCCUUCCUCUUCCCUCAACUAGGCCAAGUUUCCCCGCACUCCCCUCAGCUUCUUGUGUCCAGGAUCCCCGUGCUUCAGGGAAGCACUGUUACACAGGCUGGAAAUGACCCCACAUUGGCACCCCCUCCUAUGUGAAAAAUAUACUUGCCCAUCUUGGGCACCAAAAACUCUAGGGGUGCAAGCCCAGGCCCUCAGUUCUCCUGUCCAGGCUCUACUGGAUCCUCAACCAUGACGGAGCCCCAGGAUUUCAUUUUGCCCCACUGCUGGGAACACGUUCAGGGCUCUCCAGAUGGUUCUACCAGCAGAGCACAGAGAGAGCGCCCUUCAAAGAAUUCUCAUUGUCUUCUCCCCCCCAUAUGGGCUCGGUUUAGAAGCCCUCCUCUGUCCAGCUGGGGACCUGGUCCCCUUAUACUCCUGCAGACCUGCUGCUGACGAAGGGCCCAGGUCACUGGAAGUGGGGAGCCCUAUUUCAACUCCCUGACACACCGGUGCUGGUUUCCUUGAGCCAAACACAAAACUGUAGGAGGAAUUUUCCACUUAGUGUGAAAUCAGCUUGCCGUUUUUAUUGUCUUCCUCAAAAAUCUAUAUUUUUCACACUGACAGGAUGGAAUGUAUAUAGCUCAGCAUAAGCUGAACCAUCGAUGAAGAAGGAUUGAAAAAUAUAAUGGACAUAUUUCCUUAGAAGAAUUGCAAAUAGUAUUGACAUUCCUUUGCCUGCCUGCUUUCUGUAUUGUAUUCUCUGGUACAUCUUGAAUUAAUGUUCCGAGUAAUAAAGAAAAAAGUAAUGGUGGCAACGCUGUUAUGACUAAACUCUCUUCGGUUCCUUCCAAGAUCAAUUUGCUUUUCUCCCCCUUGAAAUACAGUACUUUAACAUGAGCUUUCUGUGAGCCCAUUUACAUCCAUUUUGAGAUGGCGGUGAACCAAACAUGACUCUCCAUUCAGCGACGCUUAGAUUUUACAUGCCUCUUACACCUUCGCCACUGCUUCCCCCAAGUAAACCUGCAUUUAUCUUAAACUUUAUUUAAGCCUUGAAGUGAUCUUUAUCAGCCUCUAAAAAGCUAAUUAUUAAUACAAUACUAACAUUUUCAAGCAAGAAUGUAAUUGGGUCAUAAUAACAGGAUUAGCACCCAGUAAUCUCCCGCUAUUUUCAGCUUUGUUUCUACCUGUAGGCAAGUUGGAUAUUUAUUUAUGCACAGAAAGGGUUUUGAGAAGUUUGUAGUUCUUCUAGCAGAAAUCAAUGAAUAUUAUACAUGCUUGUAUGUGAGUGUGUUUACAUAUUAUAAAUAUGGUAAACAACCACUUAAUCAGAUGAAUGCGAAUGUGGGUCUGUCUAGAAACAGUGGAAUAUAUGUUCUCCUUUCAAAGUUUCCUCAAAUCUGUAAAUACAGAAUGAUGAUACUCAAAGAGAAGCAGUACAAGAUUUAUACUUUUGUGAUGAACAACUAAAAUUUCAGAAGCAACUUCCAUGAAGAUGUUAGGCAACGGUGGAAUGAGGAGAAGGAGCGUGGUACCAGGUCCGCCGAAACCUGCUGGCACGCACCUUUAUUUAUACACCCGCCAACCUUUCUGUUAUUGCUGAGGAAUGCUGGGCCUUCUUGCUCUCACCUUCAGGCUGGUCUCACUACCUCUAGAACAACAAAUGCACCAGGCUAACUUCAAAAGCUUAGAGCACAAUGUGGUUUUUACUGGCUAUUUAAGAGAUGUCGAAGAGAGGACCACGUCGUACAUAUUCAUUGAUUCGUUGAAAAAGAAAUUCUUGAGUGCUUACUAUAUGCCAACAUGGCAAAGUCUCCUAAAAAUCCUUAAGAGAUUAAAAGGGUGCUGCAUGCAGCCAUUUUCCAUUUGUCAGAUCCGCCGCAGACUUCCUCACGGCCUUACCCCACGCGCGUGAAUCAACGGGCACCUCCACAGCAGACCUGGAGAGUAAAGGUGGUUUCCGGUACCCUGAAGCAAAAAGCCAGCUGUCAGUCCUCAUGACCAUUCACCCUCACCUUCUGCACUCUUCAAUACCUUGACCCUGAGGUCAGGGCAUGGAUUUGGAAGAAUAAGACCCAGAUGUGGUGGUAGACCGUUGAGAUGGCUCAGACGGCAAGACGAGGGUGCUCAGGUUUAGCGCCUUGUCUUAGUAAAUGAAACAGUGAAGAAAUAGAACAAAGUUUCAAAUCACCUAUUAUCAUUUACUUCUUUGAGAAGAAUAGGAAUGUCCCCUUCCUUAGUCCUCACUGCACACUAUCCAUUCCUGGGAAAAUCCUGAGAAGACUCUCUCUGUGCAGGCAACCUCCAAAUAUUAUUUUUGGGGAGGGGGUUUGGGUUUCGUUUUGUGUUUUGAUCUGGUUUCUGUUUUGUUUUUAGUUUUAUUGAUAUAUAAUUGACACAUAUGUAUAAGUUUCA
Felis catus (domestic cat) is the source of this 3690-nucleotide messenger RNA. It is a transcript of the gene PACRG, whose product is annotated as parkin coregulated. Lineage: Eukaryota; Metazoa; Chordata; Mammalia; Carnivora; Felidae. Gene Ontology annotation, molecular function: Hsp90 protein binding; Hsp70 protein binding. Bases 346 to 1029 code for a protein of 227 amino acids. Gene Ontology annotation, cellular component: vesicle; cytosol; neuron projection. The transcript has 5 exons. The record is from RefSeq and is a predicted model, not a curated record.